Salvia splendens (bonfire salvia) is the source of this 389-nucleotide messenger RNA. Its product is annotated as organ-specific protein P4. The record is from RefSeq and is a predicted model, not a curated record. NCBI's taxonomy places the organism in Eukaryota, Viridiplantae, Streptophyta, Magnoliopsida, Lamiales, Lamiaceae. Bases 28 to 288 code for a protein of 86 amino acids. The transcript is spliced from 2 exons.
AGCAAAGCAAUAUCAACUUGAUCGAGGAUGGAAAAGAGCAAAGCUAUCUCAGUCUCAUUCCUUCUCUCUCUUCUUCUGUUUGCCUUUGUCUGUGAUGCAAGAAAAGAUCCAGGAGAAGUGUGGAAGGUUGUGAUGGAUGAAGAGACUAUGCCUAACGCAAUCAAAGAUCUUGUCGAUGUUGGCUCGAAUAUGAAAAUGGAUCGUUUCGUUAGGGAUUUCGAUGUAAAGCCUAAUGUUAUCAUAUAUCACAGCCGUGAUCAUGCUCAUACUGAAGUCGAGGGUAAUUAGGUUAGGUGUCGUAUGCAAUAGUGGUUAUGAAAUUUGUUACAAUCCUAUGUCUAGAUAGUUUGGACCGUUUUCAUAUGGAAAAAUAAUUUGUUUGUUUUAUA